Molecule: messenger RNA, 1665 nt
Organism: Triticum turgidum subsp. durum (durum wheat)
Lineage: Eukaryota; Viridiplantae; Streptophyta; Magnoliopsida; Poales; Poaceae
Source: the annotation of a GenBank genome assembly
AUGGAGCAGUCCAGGUGGCCGGACCUCCCACCGGACGUGCUGCGUGACAUCUCCGGCCGCCUUCGCCACGCCCUGGACUUCCUCCGUUUCCGCACCGUGUGCAGGUCGUGGCGCGACUCAUCGAAGCCCAUCUACUCCUUGCCGCCAUGGCUACUCGCCACGCCAGAGAAUGACUCUGUCCCGCUAAAGUUCAGGUGCGUCUUCUCCAAGUCUAGCUACCACGCGUCGCCACAGCCGUCGCCGACGUCCGGAGGCGGGAAGAGGAUCUGGCUGUCUACUCCCGAUGCAACUGCUAUCCGGUACAUCACUAUCGAACAUCUCCGCCCUAGCCUACAUGAUCCUCUCACCGGAGCAAUCACUCGCCUGCCUCUCUUGCCGCCUACUUACUGUGUCGAUGGGCAGUGGGAAGAGAAUAUCCUCAAAGGCGCUCUCUACAGCGACGCAACCACUUUUCUUUACGGUUUUUCGGUCAUUGAUGAUGGCCUAAGAACCAGGUUCAGGGCGGCGUUGUUGCUUCCUGGUGAAGCAAAGUGGAAGCUUGUGGAGAGGAACCUUGAGAAUACCGACAGGCCCAGCGAGUACCACUACGCACGACGUGGUGGCAAGGUCAUAGAGACUGACCCUGAUGACGAGUAUAUCCUGGUCAAUGUAGACGGAGAGUAUUGUGCGACGUACCGUGGCGGCAUGAUCCUGGUCACCGUUGAGCCUAGCCUCUGGCGAAUUAUCAUGCUAGAUGGCGGCAAUGAUGACGACGUGUUAGUCCCAACGGCGCGGGUGGAGGUGGAGGGGUCGUGGGCCUACUUGGUGGAACACUACGGCUACAUCCUAGAGUCCCGCGGAGAGCUUUUGUGGGUGUCGGUCCAGGUUGAGAUGUAUUUUACUUUUUGCCAGGAGUUUCGUGUUCUCCCACAUUCGGUGUCGGUGCAUGUGCUAGAGGAGGCCCCAGUGCCAGAGAAGGUACGAUGGGUGAGAAAGGACGGUCGUAGCCUGGCGGACCGCGUGCUAUUCUUGGGGUCGCCCAACAGUUUCAUAGUGGAUGCAUCCAUGUUAGGCAGCCAUGGAGGCUAUGCCUAUUUCAUCUACCACAAUGACGGUAAGAGGUCACCAGCAAUGCGUUAUGGAGUGAUUCGGUACAACCUCGUCGGUGAAGAGAUCGAUUUCUUGUGCAAGUCCAAGUUCAUUGAGCGGCUACCUCUAGGAUGGGAUGGCAAGAAGUGCACCUGGCUCGUCCCCCAGCCUGCCAUUGCUCCAAUUAAGAAAACCACUAAGAGGUGGAGAAAGGCCCGUUCCAUGAAGCAGCAGCAACAGCUUACUAGUUCAACACACACCAUUCACAUUGAGAGAGACUACGAACCUUGUUUCAAGUUGUUGGUGCGUAAUCUGCCUCUUACAGUGAAGAGCCCUCAGCUGCAACUCUUAUUCAGCAGGUACGGCAAGGUGUCUAGUGCCAAAGUAAUCUACCACAAGAAGACCAAACGCUCGCAGGGUAUUGCUCAGGUAACCAUGUCGACUGUGCAUGCCAAUCCUGAAGAUGCUCUGCAUGCUCUCAGAAACCUGGUUUUGAAUGGUUCCUAUCUCACGGUUAGCUUUAUCAAGAAGGGGCAUCGGCGUCGUCGUCGGCUCUGCUUCGGCAAUAAUUAUAGUGAUUUUAAUUUUGUAGAAUGA